UUUCUGUGUUCAGAAAUUAAGCAGCAUUCCAUGUGCUCUCUUUCUAUCUGCUUCUUAAAUUUUAUGCUGCUCUUUUACAAAGAAGGAAUCUUUUCUUUUUCUGAUAACAGAAAGUCUAUGUGAGACUUGAAUCAUUUGUUAGUUAUUCCUCCGUUGAUCUAAAUUACUUGCAACAUUCUGACUUUGACGGUCUCCUACAUCAAUUACACAUCUUUAAAAAAAUUGAAAAGAUACAUGGAAAAGGCAUAUAGAGAUGAAUCUAACAAGAUUCCACGAGACUGUAUUUUUCUUUCCUAAAUUGGUGAAUCGAUCAAGGUAAGGCUUUCUAAUCAUGCAUCUGUUUUUUAAUUAAUUUUUUUUUUGGCUCCUGGCGUUUGCAUGUGCAUCAAAUGAUUUUGGCCCACCUUAUAAUAUAAAAUUAUUCCAUGAUCCUUAUGCCACUCAAAAACUAAUCUUCAACCCCACCACCAUUACCUUCUCCAUCUCAAUUCUUUUUCUUGAUGGUAUAUAGCCUUCUUUCUUUUCUAAAGCUUGUGUGAUAUGCAAAAGAAGUGAUCAGAAUAUCUAAAACAGUGUUUUAAUUAUGCCUGAUGAUAUGAGUAGCCCAGCACCUUGUAACAGCUCAUGGUCUAUUAGCGAGGAUUCGCUAAGGAGAUACGUACACUAUGCAAGCGAGAACUGUAUACAGGAGCUUCUUUCAGCCUCAGACUCGUGCAGGAAUGGAAAUGGGAAUGAUGGGUGGAAGAUUCUUUCAUUAGAUGGAGACGUGGAAAUAUCAAAGCGGCGUUCAGGAUCAUUUCAUAUCUUUCGUAGUCGCUGGCUACUCAGAUCAGUCUCUUCUAAGCAGUUCAUUCCUGUUGCCAAUGCUAUUGAUGCUGCAAAGCAAUGGGAUCAUGACUUGGUAGAGGCAAGAUACAUAAAAGAUCUUGAGGACAAUCUAAGCAUAAUACGUCUAAGGUUCGGGGAUGCCUCGAGGCCUUUGUUUAAGAACAGAGAGUUCAUUGUAUACGAGCGACGUGAGACAAUGGAUGAUGGCACCCUGGUGGUAGCAGUAGCAUCACUACCCAAAGAGAUAGCUGCUGGGUUAUACCCUAAACAAAACAAAGCUAUUAGAGGUUUAUUGUUGCAAUCUGGGUGGGUUGUGGAGAAGCUUGAGGAUGAUUCUUGCAUGGUCACCUAUGUUGUUCAGCUAGAUCCAGCAGGAUGGCUUCCCAAGUUCUUUGUUAAUUGGCUAAACACAAAACUUGUAAUGAUUAUUAAAAAUCUAAAAAAAUUAGCACAAAACAAUCCACUUGAUGAUGCUAUAUGAUUAUUUGUAUAAAGAAGUUUGUUUGGGAUUAAAAGGGGGUAAGAGUAAGUGUGGGACCAUUUUAGUGGUAAAUUAUUUUGAAUCAUAGUGGUAAUUAUGAAUACUCGUAUGUUAUCUGUACUAACCAAUCAUAUUAAAUUUUUGCCUUAUUAAGAGCUCUUUAUGCUUAGCUUAAUUCAACUUGAUUAACACUUUUAAACCAAGGUUGUUUUUCAUAGUGCUAAUGUAAUCAUUGCAUCACUGAAAUAUGAGGUAUUGAGAUUAUUAUGUGUUUUAAUUUUUAAUUACUUUAUGCCUUUUCAUGAUUCAUUGAAUUUGAAAUUCAAUUUAACACAAUAAGAAAGUAGACACACAAUUGAUAUCCUAAACCUUUUACUAGUAUACUGCCUGUGUAAUCUAUAACUAUAUCUAUAUUAAAACACAAAUAUCUUAAAACAUAGUUGACACAAAAAUCUCACACUAAAUUUUUUUUUCUGCCCAUUUCUAAAAGGAAAAAUUGAUGUUAAUAAUUCCAGUUUUAGCCGAUAUGCUAUUAAUAAUCCCAUCUUUAGAAUAUUAUUUAAUAAUUCCACCUUUAUAGGGAACUUUAUUUAUUGGUCCCUAACUUGUUGGUAACUGAUUUUGAUAGGUUUUAAUGCCACAUGUUAAUUUGUAAGUGGUUAAAAAAUAAAAAUAAAAAUAAAAUAUAUAAAAAUUACAAAUGAAACAAAAAAAAAAAAAAAAACCAUGUACC
This is a messenger RNA of Chenopodium quinoa (quinoa), 2042 nucleotides long. Its product is annotated as START domain-containing protein 10-like. Gene Ontology annotation, molecular function: lipid binding. NCBI's taxonomy places the organism in Eukaryota, Viridiplantae, Streptophyta, Magnoliopsida, Caryophyllales, Amaranthaceae. The record is from RefSeq and is a predicted model, not a curated record. The transcript has 4 exons. Bases 584 to 1309 code for a protein of 241 amino acids.